ACCAACGACGUUGCGCAUCGUCACAGACCCGGAAGUCGUGUUCAUUCAUUCUACCGGUUUCCUCAAGUUGAAUCGCAUCCAAUGUUAGCACUCUCUUCUGGACGCACAAGAGAUGUUGCUGCUGGUGCUGGGAGUCCUCCUCCUGCUCUUCUGCAGUGUGGAUGUAUGGUACUUCCUGCGCGGGGCCCAGGUGUUCUUCCAGGCAUGGUUCCAACCCCGAAUAUGGGACAUCCUAGCUGAGCAAAGCAUUGAUGGCAUGGUCCUUCCCCAUGAUUUGGACUACAUGGGCCACAUGAACAACUCCCGAUACCUGAGGGAGUGUGACUUUGCCCGCUUCCACCAUUACAUGCGAAACGGGCUGUUCAUGGCCUCACACAAACUGGGGGCCAAAAUGGUGGUAGGGGCCUCCACCAUCCGCUACCGACGCUCCUUGGCCUUCGGCGAGGCUUUUGAGAUUCGGACCAAAGUGGUGGGAUGGGACGAGAAGGCCUUUUACUUGGAGCAACGCUUUGUGUCCAAGAAAGAUGGUUUUGUCUCUGCGGUUAUGCUCUGCAGGCAGAAUGUGGUGCGCUGCAGCCCGGAGAGGAUUAUCGAGUUUGUCUGCAAAAGGAAGAUUGAGUGUCCAGAGUUUCCCGAAGACCUCAAACACUGGAUCAGCUUCAUUUCAGCCAGCAGCCAGGCCCUGAGGGCAGAGAGUGGACUGGAAGAGAAGAACAAGUGAAGCCACACCAUGACGCCGCGUUCCAUGAGUGUAGUCCCACAUAUCAUUAGCAUUGCACGCACAUAUACAAUAUACAUACAUGCACACACAUGGUAAAACACUGUAGAGCGUUUUUAGUUGACUUACAAGAUUCCACUUAUCUGUUUCGGGUCUAUCCUACCUGUUACGUGUAUUUUUGUAAGAUGUGAACAGAAAUACUUCAGACAGCUGAUUAUGAAAACUUGAACUGUAAGGUAUUCCAUGUUUUAAAAUGCACUUGUGCAUUGGGAUCAUACUGGAAGUUGUUUUCUCCAAAGAAAGUGACACAAGAACCUAGCUUUAUCCCUGCAGCUUAUUUAGUAGUUGACUGUGAAUAGACUGGCUUUUAGACAUCUUCAUUAUCAUUUAGCAAAAACCCUGACUUCAGGUAAGCAUGUAGAGCAAAAAGAUAAUCUUCCACUGACAUCAGUGCAUGUUUUGAAACAAACAGAAGAAUUUUUUUGUGCCUGUUUCUCUCGAUAAGUUGUUAGUUGACAGUUACAAUUUCAGUUAAAGAUGAACUUUUUACAAAAAUGUAAGUGAUGAAAUACUUGAAUGGACGUUAUGAACAUGUACUGUUUUAAUCUUCCCAUCAGCAUUUUGCACAAGGAAUCCCAAAUGAGUAGACAAAUGCAAUUCCUGUUAACAAUCUGAAAGGGAUUAUUCAAUUCUGAGGGAUCCAUUAAUCAAUAUAGUAUUGUUUUUGUUUGUGCAUUUAAAGGGUGGGAUGCUUAACUGGAAUUGCAAUUAGUUUUAGCAGAAAGUGCUUGAAUCCAAACUGACAGGCGUAAUAAGUAAAAGAUUAUCCAAGGUUGCUGGCAACUUUUCAAAACCCGCAACAAACAAUAAACGGUGAAUGUUAGGAUGAUGCUUGUUUUUAAGAAAGACAGGCUUUUGAAAUCUGGAACUGUCCCUUUAAUGCAUAAAAGCUUUAGUUUGUGACCAAAGUAAUGUAUUGUUCUGUAAGGAGGGAAAACGAAAUCCAUUCUUUUAUGUCUACAUGUCAUUUAUGUUAUUGAUGCACUGACAACAAAAUACUUUUUAAUUGAUUUGGGCUUGAAGAUAUACACUGUCCUUUUAUUUUCCACUUAUGUUAUUUAUGAUUAUGGAGAUGUGUUAAUGUACCAAACGUUAUUUAUUGUGUCAAUUAUUUGAAGGCAUUUUAAAUUAAAAAAUGCAUUGGAAACUA
Messenger RNA from Thunnus maccoyii (southern bluefin tuna), 1928 nucleotides. RefSeq names its product protein THEM6. Bases 113 to 721 code for a protein of 202 amino acids. NCBI's taxonomy places the organism in Eukaryota, Metazoa, Chordata, Actinopteri, Scombriformes, Scombridae. The record is from RefSeq and is a predicted model, not a curated record. The transcript has 3 exons.